GCCCCUGGCCCCAACAUGGCCCGCCGCUCCCAGAGCUCCUCGCAGGGGGACAACCCACUGGCACCUGGGUACCUGCCACCUCACUACAAAGAGUAUUACCGCCUGGCAGUAGAUGCCCUGGCCGAGGGAGGCCCGGAGGCCUACAGCCGCUUCCUGGCGUCUGAGGGGGCACCUGCCUUCCUGUGCCCUGAGGAGCUGGAGCACGUGAGCCGCCACUUGCGGCCCCCGCAGCAUGUUGCUCGCGAGCCCCCUGAUGGCAGCCCUCCCAACGUGGACAUGGAUGGCUCCUCAGGCACCUACUGGCCCAUGAACUCAGACCAGGCGGUGCCCGAGCUUGACCUAGGCUGGCCCCUGACCUUCGGCUUCCAGGGCACCGAAGUUACUACACUGGUGCAGCCACCACCGCCCGACAGCCCCAGCAUCAAGGAUGAGGCUCGGAGGAUGAUCCGCUCUGCCCAGCAGGUGGUGGCCGUGGUGAUGGACAUGUUCACCGACGUGGACCUGCUUGGUGAAGUGCUGGAGGCAGCCGCCCGCCGAGUCCCGGUCUACAUCCUCCUGGAUGAGAUGAACGCCCAGCACUUCCUGGACAUGGCUGACAAGUGCCGCGUCAACCUGCACCACGUGGAUUUCCUGCGCGUGCGCACUGUGGCAGGCCCCACCUACUACUGCCGGACGGGGAAGUCCUUCAAGGGCCACGUGAAGGAGAAGUUUCUGCUGGUGGACUGCGCGGUGGUGAUGAGCGGGAGCUACAGCUUCAUGUGGUCCUUCGAGAAGAUCCACCGCAGCCUGGCGCACGUGUUCCAGGGCGAGCUGGUCUCCAGCUUCGAUGAGGAGUUCCGCAUCCUGUUCGCGCAGUCCGAGCCUCUGGUGCCCUCAGCCGGGGCGCUGGCCCGCAUGGACGCUUACACCCUGGCCCCGUACACGGGAGCGGGGCCCCUUAUGGGUGCGCCGACCCCCUUCUCCUUCCCCAAACGGGCGCACCUCCUGUUCCCACCGCCUCGGGAGGAGGGCCUGGGAUUCCCCUCUUUCCUCGACCCUGACCGCCACUUCCUGUCGGCCUUCCGCCGGGAGGAGCCCAUGCGGAUGCCCGGCGGAGCCCUGGAGCCGCACGCAGGGCUGCGGCCUCUGGCGCGGCGGCUGGACGCCGAGGCGGGCGCGGGGGGCGAGCUCGCCGGCCCGCGGGCCUUCUUCCAGGCCCGGCACCUGGAGAUGGACGCCUUCAAGCGGCACAGCUUCGCAGCCGCCGACGGCUCGGGCGCCGUGGAGAACUUCGCGGCCGCUCGGCAGGUGUCGCGGCAGACGUUCCUCAGCCACGGCGACGACCUGCGCUUUCAGACCAGCCACUUCCAACGAGACCAGCUGUACCAGCAGCACUACCAGUGGGAGCCGCAGCUUGCGCCCGCGCGCCCGCAGGGCCUGUUCGAGAAGCUGCGUGCCGGCCGCCCGGGCUUCACCGAGCACGACGACUUGGCCCUGGGGCUCGGGCCGCGCUUCCCCGAGCUCGGCCCCGACGGACACCAGCGGCUGGACUACGUGCCGUCCAGCGCCUCACGCGAGGUGCGCCACGGCUCGGACCCCGCCCCGGGCCCCGCGCCCCGCGGCCUGGAGCCCAGCGGGGCCCUGCGCGCCAACCUGGGCCAGCGCUUCCCGUGCCAGGCGGCGGCGAGGCCGGGUCCCGAGGCGGCGCCCGACACGGAGCAGGAGCGCAGGGGCGGGCCCGAGGGGCGGGCGGGGCUGCGGCACUGGCGCCUCGCCUCCUACCUGAGCGGCUGCCAUGGCGACGACGCGGGCGACGAGGGCCUGCCCGCGCCCAUGGACGCCGAGGCAUACGAGGACGACGUGCUGGGCUGCGCCGGCCGGCCAAGUCCCGGGGACCUGCUGCCCUCAGCCACCCGCGUGCCCGCGGCAUUCCCGGCCAAGGGCCUGGAGCCCUGCUCCGGCCGCGGGGACAGCCCCGAGCGCGAGACGCUGGAGGAGGCAGGGCUGGCCAAGCAGGACUCCUUCCGCUCGCGCCUGAACCCGCUGAUCCAGCGCAGCUCGCGCCUGCGCUCCUCCCUGAUCUUCAGCGCCUCGCCGGCCGAGGGCGCGGGUGGGGCUCCAGCAGCCGCCACCGAGAGGGCGCAGCUGCUGCACAAGGAGCAGGCGGUCAGCGAGACGCUGGGUCCCGGGGGCGAGGCCACGCGCUCCGCCACUUCCACCAAGGUGGCCGAGCUCCUGGAGAAGUACAAGGGCCCCGCGCGAGAUGCGGGAGCGGUGGGGGCCGCGGUCGCGGUCGCCAGCCACAGCAAGGCUGUUGUGUCCCAGGCGUGGCGGGAGGAGGUGGUGGCGCCGGGUGGGGGAAGCGAGCGCCGCAGCCUGGAGAGCUGCCUGCUGGACCUGCGCGACUCCUUUGCCCAGCGGCUGCACCAGGAGGCCGAGAGGCAGCCGGGGGCCGCCACGCUGACUGCCACGCAGCUGCUGGACACGCUGGGCCGCGGCGGCACCGACCGGCUGCCCUCCCGCUUCCUCUCCGCCCAGGGCCGCCCCGGUUCCCCACAAGGGCGGGACAGCCCCCCCCCAGAGGGGCCGCGCCAGGCACCUCACCCUGAGCCCAAGGGGAGCCCCGCCUCUGCCUACCCGGAGCGGAAAGGGAGCCCCACCUCGGCCUUCCCGGAGCGCCGGGCCAGCCCGGUGCCCCCCGUGCCCGAGCGCCGGGCCAGCCCAGUGCCCCCCGUGCCCGAGCGCCGGGCCAGCCUCACCCUUACCUUCGCCGAGGAGUCCGCCAAGACCGGCACCGCGGAGGAGUCGGCGGGCGGCCCCAUGGAGGUGCUGCGCAAGGGCUCCCUGCGCCUCCGCCAGCUGCUGAGCCCCAAGGGGGAGCGGCGCGCAGAGGAAGACGGCGGCUUCCCGGCGCCGCAGGAGAACGGGCAGCCCGAGAGCCCCCGGCGGCCGUCGCUGGGCCGGGCCGACAGCACCGAGGCUGCUGCCGCUGCGGACGAGCGGGGCCCGCGGGCGCGCACGGCCUCUGCCACAGCCAACGCCUUGUACAGCAGCAACCUGCGGGAUGACACGAAAGCCAUUCUGGAGCAGAUCAGCGCCCACGGCCAGAAACACCGCGCGGUCCCGGCCCCCGCCCCGGGCCUGGCUCACAGCAGCCCUGAACUGGGCCGAUCCCCCACCGCUGGCGGCCUGGCCCCUGACAUGUCCGACAAGGACAAAUGCUCUGCCAUCUUCCGCUCGGACAGCCUGGGGACGCAGGGGAGGCUGAGCCGCACCCUGCCCGCCAGCGCUGAGGACCGCGACCGGCUGCUGCGCCGCAUGGAGAGUAUGCGCAAGGAGAAGCGCGUCUACAGCCGCUUCGAGGUCUUCUGCAAAAAGGAAGAGGCCGGAGGCCCGGGGGCAGGGGAGGGCCCAGCAGAGGAGGACACCAGGGACAGCAAGGUGGGCAAGUUCAUGCCCAAGAUCCUGGGCACCUUCAAAAGCAAGAAGUGAGCCUCCUGGCCCCACAGCCCAGGCCCAG
Molecule: messenger RNA, 3499 nt
Organism: Canis lupus familiaris (dog)
Lineage: Eukaryota; Metazoa; Chordata; Mammalia; Carnivora; Canidae
Gene: SACK1H
Product: family with sequence similarity 83 member H
Biological process (GO): protein localization to cytoskeleton; positive regulation of cell migration; intermediate filament cytoskeleton organization
Cellular component (GO): keratin filament
Molecular function (GO): keratin filament binding
Source: RefSeq, marked validated